AUGCACAAUCUCACCACGCUGAUCAAGCGACUCGAAGCUGCCACUUCCCGCCUCGAGGACAUUGCUACCUCGUCGGCUUCUUUUGACCAGCCCAGGAACUCCGUCGCCGACCUUGGUGCCACCCAUUUGCCUUCCUCGUCCAGUGCUCCCGAGCUCCCUGGCAUCGCCAAAGAUGCCCAACAACCUUCAGCCCCUGCCGCACCCGCUCUCCAGGCCGACACCACUCCCAAGGCCAUACAGGAAAUGGACAGGCUGAUUGACGAACACGUCGCCAAGUUUGUCUCGUCUGCAUCGGGCCUGGACAAGAACAUUGAGACUCAGGCACACGCCGUCGAGCGCGCAUUUGCUACCCAGCGCCACUACCUUGUCAUCGCCAACAAGGCCAAGAAGCCCGACAUGACUUCGCCUGCCUUCUCCGAGCUCAUCAAGGAUCUACAACAAGAGAUGGGCACUGUGAACGACAUCAAGGACUCGAACCGCGCAUCCCCCUUCAAGGACCACCUCAACAUGGUCGCCGAGGGUAUGGGUGGUCUACAGUGGGUUGUCUUCGAGGGCAAGCCUGCCGACUAUGUUGCUGAGAUCCUUGGUGGCGUACAAUUGUUUGGCAACAGAGUACUCAAGGAGUACAAGGAAAAGGACCCCAAGCACGUUGCCUACGUCCAAUCGUACUACGCUAUCUGGAAGAACCUUCAAUCCUACAUCCGCAACCACUACGCUGCUGGUGUCACAUGGAAUGCUCAGGGCAUGGACCUUGCAAAGGCCCUCAAGGAUGCAAACAACGCUCCCUCUUCUUCACAAUCCGCUCCUGCUCCUCCUGGCGCUGCAGGAGGUCCUCCACCACCACCCCCGCCGCCACCGCUUCCUACUUUCGACAACGCGCCCCCUCCUCCGCCUCCGGCAAACAAGUCGACCGGUGGUGACAUGGGUGCUGUCUUCGAUCAACUGAACAGAGGCGAGUCUGUUACAGCUGGUUUGAGAAAGGUUGACAAGAGCGAAAUGACACACAAGAACCCCUCGCUACGCACUACUUCUACUGUCACUGAUCGGAAAGGAAGCCAAGACAGUAUCACCCGCAGCCGCAGCAGAGGCCCCGAACUCAAACCUAAGCCCGAUAGCAUCCGUGGAAAGGGUCUUUCCCACCCCACACCCAAGAGAGAGCCUAAGAAGGAGCUUGAUGGCAACAAAUGGAUCAUUGAGAACUUUGAGGAUGCCGAUGCUCCUAUCGAGGUUGAGGUCUCCGUUACACAGUCCAUCCUCGUCACAAAGUGCAAGAACGCCACUAUCCGUCUGAUUGGCAAGGCCAACGCUAUCAGUAUCGACAACAGCCCACGCACUAACCUCGUUAUCGACGACCUCAUCUCAUCCGUCGACGUCAUCAAGUGCCCCAACUUUGGCUUGCAGGUUCUUGGCAGCCUGCCCACUGUUAUGCUUGAUCAAGUUGACGGUGCUUCUAUCUAUCUCUCAAAGGAGAGCUUGAAUACUGAAAUUUACACCUCCAAGUGCGCAAGUAUCAACGUCAACCUGCCUCCUCAGACCGAGCAGGACGAUUACAAGGAAUGUCCCCUCCCUGAACAGUUCCGUACCUUCGUCAAGGACGGCAAGCUUGUCAGCGAGAUUGUUGAACAUGCUGGUUAA
Messenger RNA from Aureobasidium namibiae CBS 147.97, 1635 nucleotides. RefSeq names its product adenylate cyclase-associated protein. The record is from RefSeq and is a predicted model, not a curated record. Gene Ontology annotation, cellular component: cytoplasm. Gene Ontology annotation, biological process: regulation of adenylate cyclase activity; cytoskeleton organization. Bases 1 to 1635 code for a protein of 544 amino acids. NCBI's taxonomy places the organism in Eukaryota, Fungi, Ascomycota, Dothideomycetes, Dothideales, Saccotheciaceae. Gene Ontology annotation, molecular function: actin binding; adenylate cyclase binding. The transcript is spliced from 4 exons.